This is a messenger RNA of Seriola dumerili (greater amberjack), 943 nucleotides long. Its product is annotated as pleckstrin homology domain-containing family A member 6. The transcript has 3 exons. The record is from RefSeq and is a predicted model, not a curated record. The annotation marks the transcript as partial. NCBI's taxonomy places the organism in Eukaryota, Metazoa, Chordata, Actinopteri, Carangiformes, Carangidae.
UUGUCCAAACCUCAGAAGGUGUUGAUCCCAGAGCGCUAUGUGGAUUCAGAGCCUGAGGAGCCUCUCAGUCCCCAGGAGGUGGAGGAGCGUCAUCGUAAGGUGGAGCGGAUCAAGACCAUCUUGGCAAAAUCCAGUGUGCAAAACCUAGGACCAGCGGUCUCUGUGGAUAAACCUGAGGUGGGGCUGGUGGCAUUGGACUCAGCUCUGCAGGAGCAGGAGAGGAUCAUCACCAUGUCCUACGCUCUCGCCUCAGAGGCUUCUCUCAAGAGCAAACUAGUGGCAGCUCAAGCAAUUUCUGGACACUGAGGUGCUAUCCCACAAUGACAACAACUGGAUUCUGCAAAAAAAGGAGGAUUUUGUUUGAUUUUGGACAUUUACACCUUUCCAUAUACAGCAGUAGAAGAACUGUAGUAAACAUUUACAAGACAAAACAUCUCUGUGAGGCUCAAGCAGCACUGACUCCUUCAAGUGUUUCUAGUUGCUGACGGCAACUUUCCUGAGGAAAACAGAAGACGUGGGAGCUGCUGUGCUUAUUAACUGAGUGUCUAACAAAUGAUAAUCUCAUAGUAAUAAAAAAAUGAUUUUCUACAUGUUAUUGCACUUUGAAUUGUACACUGUAUCAUGUUUUCAAGGUAUGGCUGACUUGCUUUUACUUGCAGUGUGAUCUCAACUCAGAACAUUUAUGAGGUUUUUGUUCGUUUAUUUGUUUUUUCAGGUACAAAAUGUUAUGAACAGGAGGUACUAAAUGUGUCAUGACGGUAGUAUUUUUAUCAGAUAAUAUUCUUACACCAAACCAUGUGAAAUAUCAUAUGUAUGUACCUGUAGCACUGCCAGUCUCCUUUUAGCUUGCCAAAAUGAAUUUUAUUUUUGCUUACAUCAGGAUGAAAAUAACCUUUAACAUAUUUUCUGUGUGACUGGGGAAGGUUGCACAAUGGAAAUUUAU